CCCCACGCAGCCGCUCGGGCAGGCGGAGGCGGCGGCUGGCGCUCGGCAGGGUUGCAUAUGAUGAGGCUUUUAUUAUGGCCAGUGACCCCUUGGAAGGCUUUCAUGAAGUGAACCUAGCUUCGCCCACUACACCAGAUCUUCUUGGCGUAUGUGAGUCAGGGACUCAAGAACAAACUACCUCUCCCAGCGUUAUCUAUCGGCCCCACCCAUCUGCUGUGUGCUCCCCACCUAUUCAACCCAAUGCAUUAAAUGUUUCUGAUCUUCCCACACAACCUGUUUAUUCAUCUCCCAGGCACUUAAAUUGUGGAGAAACAUCGGGUAUCAGCAUCAAUGUUACCGACACGGUACCUUGUUCUACCUCUGGACCCCAGAGUGGGUCAUUCAAUCACAAUAAUUCCAGAAAGGAGAGCAAUAAUGCAGAGAGAGAGUUUUUGCAGGGUGCUACAGUAACAGAUGUUCGUGAAGGGACUGAAGAUAUUUUUGGUCUGAGUACAGACAGUCUGUCUCACUUACGGAGCCCAUCUGUACUGGAAGUAAGAGAGAAGGGCUAUGAAAGACUGAAAGAAGAACUUGCGAAAGCUCAAAGGGAGCUGAAGUUAAAAGAUGAAGAAUGUGAAAGGCUUUCUAAAGUGCGAGAUCAACUUGGACAGGAAUUGGAAGAACUUACAGCUAGUCUGUUUGAGGAAGCGCACAAAAUGGUGAGAGAAGCUAAUGUCAAGCAAGCCACUGCAGAAAAACAGUUAAAAGAAGCACAGGGAAAGAUUGAUGUUCUUCAAGCUGAAGUAGCAGCUUUGAAAACACUAGUAUUGUCCACUUCACCAACGUCACCAACGAAAGAGCUUCAGUCUAGUGGAAAAACUCCCUUUAAAAAAGGACAUGCAAGAAACAAAAGCACUAGCAGUGCAAUUGGUGGCAGUCAUCAGGAUCUGACUAUGGUGCAACCCAUUGUAAAAGAUUGCAAAGAGGCAGACUUAUCUCUGUAUAACGAAUUCAGAUCAUGGAAGGAUGAACCAACUAUGGACAGGACAUGUCCUUUUUUAGACAAAAUCUAUCGGGAAGAUAUCUUUCCAUGUCUAACCUUCUCAAAAAGUGAGCUAGCUUCAGCUGUUCUGGAGGCUGUGGAAAAUAACACCCUGAGCAUUGAACCACUUGGCUUGCAACCUGUUCGAUUUGUGAAAGCUUCUGCAGUUGAAUGUGGGGGACCAAAGAAAUGUGCUCUCAGUGGACAAAGUAAGUCAUGCAAACAUAGAAUCAAGUUAGGGGAUUCAAGCAGCUAUUACUACAUUUCUCCUUUUUGCCGAUACAGAAUUACUUCUGUGUGCAACUUCUUUACCUACAUUCGAUACAUCCAGCAAGGGCUUGUAAAGCAGCAGGACGUGGAUCAGAUGUUUUGGGAAGUUAUGCAGCUGAGAAAAGAGAUGUCACUGGCAAAACUUGGAUAUUACAAGGAAGAGGUCUAACUCCCUACCGUCUGAUGCAUGCAUGAACUUCAGUGAAUACACAUAACUCUAAAUUGGCUCCCUUUUUUUGUCAUUUGAUAUUUAUUUCCAAGAAGUGGGUCCAAGAUCUUUCUCCUUUUGCAAAUUGCACUAAGAAGUUACUGUGAUUUGUUUUAAACUGACCUAUGCUGUGUAUGCUUACGUAACAUUUUAGUUGAACAAAAUGUGGCAAGCACUUGCAGGUGUAUUAGUGAUUGUAAUUUACAGUUGAAAACAAAACCUCUGAUUAAAUAAAUGUUAGAUUGAAAAUAAAUAUAUUUCUUUUUCUUCAGUAGAGUUUAUAAUACAGCAUUGCCACAGAAAAAAGGACAAAUACAAUCACCUCAAACACUGUAAUCUUUAUUGUACUUACUAGAAAAGAAUUGCUGAUACAUAUAAAAAGAAUAAGUAGAUGUCAACUUUUACUAAAAAGUGAGAACAAAUAUCUAUUUCAGUUGCAGUCGAUUGUAGUAUCUAAAAUAGUGGGUUUUGAGGCACUCAUCAUUGGAUUUUAGGCACCCCUCCUUAGCUUUUGUGAAUUGAGUAGUGCAGUUUAUAGAUUAUAGUGCUUGCUUCUUUGCAGAGAGGCCAGGCUAGGGGGGAUGGGGUGUGGUCCAGGCAGAGACAAGCCUGGGCCUGUGCUUAUCCACUUAGUUCAUCUGCUUAUCUCCUAACAUCUCAUGGCACCCUUCAGAAAAUCUGGUGGCACCCCAGGGUGCCCCCAGCACCAUGGUUUGAGAAUUGCUGAUCUAGAAAAUCAACACACAUGGAAAUAACCAGAAUGAUUUGGGGUUCUCCUAACUUUAAAACAAAAUUGCCCUCUCUGACAGCAAAUCUACUGUACUGUACAGAAGUCUGCAAGAGAGAUUUAGGUACUUUGCCUUUAAUUUUUGGCAUCUCUUGCUGUUCUCCAUGAAGGCAGAGUGAUACGGUUCACUACUUGAACACAUUAGAUAUCAAACCUUUGUCUAACUUUGUCAUAAGCACCUUCUGGUCAUUCCAUCUUUUUGUCUUCUCCCUUUAUUCUUUAUACUUACCUUUGUUCUCUCUUUAAAUCUUCGUCCUUUAUCUCUACUUUUUGGAGCAUCCAAAUAAUAAUGUCAUGCGCAUCUGUUUCCACCAACUGUCCCUGCACAUGUGAAUCAUUUAAGCACUUAUUGGAUAGUACCUUAUGAUAUGGUUAUUGCUGGCAGUUCCUCUAUCUGUAAAACUGAUGAAAAGAAUCGUAUCUCCUUAAGAAAAAUGCCUCUAGGCUGAAGUACCACUUGGCUUGCUCCUGCCAUUCUCCCCAAGGUUUCUCUAGUUUGGUGGCAGACAAUUGAUUGGGAUAAAUGGAAUGUUGCCAGUGAUGAGUAGCAGAUUUAUCGUGCACUAAGCACUUCGGGGAAAGCAUGGCUUGUUUUUGAUUAUGACAGCAAUUUGCCAUUUGCAAAUAUCAUAAGAUUAUUGCUAAAUAAACCAAUGAACAAUUAAA
Gavialis gangeticus (Gharial) is the source of this 2952-nucleotide messenger RNA. RefSeq names its product RAB3A interacting protein (gene RAB3IP). Gene Ontology annotation, cellular component: Golgi to plasma membrane transport vesicle. Gene Ontology annotation, biological process: exocytosis. The coding region runs from base 75 to 1460 and encodes 461 amino acids. The transcript is spliced from 11 exons. Gene Ontology annotation, molecular function: guanyl-nucleotide exchange factor activity. NCBI's taxonomy places the organism in Eukaryota, Metazoa, Chordata, Crocodylia, Gavialidae. The record is from RefSeq and is a predicted model, not a curated record.